Molecule: messenger RNA, 975 nt
Organism: Strongylus vulgaris
Lineage: Eukaryota; Metazoa; Nematoda; Chromadorea; Rhabditida; Strongylidae
Source: the annotation of a GenBank genome assembly
AUGCUGUCGAAAGUGAGACUCAAUCUAGACUCCCUAACAUCCUACACUUCAUUCGCUUCUUACAAUUUUUUCUAUCUUCAGUUUGGUGGCGGACCUCCAUCCGAUUCUAACCAGGUGGAUACCUCUGAAACAGUGUACAUUUCGUCUCUCGCGCUGUUGAAAAUGCUUAAGCAUGGAAGGGCUGGAGUACCAAUGGAGGUUAUGGGUCUAAUGCUUGGUGAAUUUGUGGACGAGUAUACAGUGAAUGUCAUAGACGUUUUUGCUAUGCCUCAAUCCGGAACAGGUGUAUCUGUCGAAGCUGUGGAUCCUGUGUUUCAAGCAAAAAUGCUUGACAUGUUGAAACAAACAGGCCGACCGGAAAUGGUUGUCGGUUGGUAUCACUCCCAUCCCGGUUUUGGAUGUUGGCUGUCAGGCGUCGACGUAAAUACUCAACAGUCAUUUGAAGCCUUAUCAGAUCGUGCUGUGGCAGUCGUCGUUGACCCUAUUCAGUCCGUCAAAGGAAAGGUCGUCAUAGAUGCGUUCCGUACUAUAAAUCCACAAACAAUGGCACUCAAUCAGGAACCUCGUCAGACAACUAGUAAUCUCGGACAUUUGCAGAAGCCAAGCAUCCAGGCCUUAAUUCACGGCCUUAAUCGACAUUACUACUCAAUCCCGAUAGCUUACCGAACCCAUGAUUUGGAGCAGAAGAUGCUGUUGAAUUUGAACAAACAGUCUUGGAUGGAUUCUUUAGCUGUAAGAAAUUAUACCAGCUGCAGUGAAAAAAAUAAAGAAAGCAUGCAGGCAAUGUUUAAGCUCGCGAAGAUGUACAAAAAGGCUCUGGAAGACGAAGAAAAAAUGACUGACGAAGAGCUGGCUAUAAAAAAUGUGGGAAAACAAGACCCUAAAAGGCAUCUUGGAGAGGAGGUCACAAGGAUGUUGAGUGAUAAUAUUGUUCAAAAUCUUGCUGGGAUGAUGGAUACUACUUCAUUCCAAUAA